CCCUUCCCCGUCGCCCCUCCUUCCCCUCUGCAGCCUGCAGGUCCCCGUUUAGUUCACCCUCCCCACGAAGAGCUUCCGCCGCCAGCUGCCCCCCGUCUCGGACCGCUUUCUCGGCUUCUUCUCGCCGACCCCAGUCGCCAACGGCACCUCCCUCGCCUCUUCCGCCGCCGGCGUGGGCGAAUUUCACGAGGACGACAUCUUCUGGACCGGCGCCGACCCCCUUCCUCCGACCCCAGCCCGCUCCCCCAUGAAUCCCUCCCCCGCCGCCGCCAGUCCUAACCCUAACCCUAACCCUGCCGCUCUCUCUCGAGCCGGGUUCCGGCGCCUCGCGGAGCGGAACUUCGGCAUUCUCGCUGCUCUCGCGGAGGACGACAAGAAGCGGCCGAUGGCGAAGUCCGCCGCCCCGUUCCUCCAGCGGAAGACCGCUGCCGCCGCCGCUUCCAUCGUCUUCACGUCCUCCUCGUCGGUCUCCACUCCCCGUUCUUCCGUCUCCACCUCCGGCCGGAUGAUCUCAGCGGUCCCCAAAUCGAAGCCUGAGUUCGCGCUUUCGAUGCCGGGAGGGAAGAUCUACCACCGGUGUGCGCCGGUGAACGUGCCGGUGGCGCCUUCUAGAGUGAGGAGAGGAGGGGGGGAGUUCGAUAUGGACGACGGAGAUUCUGACGGGGAUGGGGAGAUGCUGCCGCCCCACGAGAUCGUGGCGAGGCAGUUCAGGAUUGGAUCGCCAAUGACCACCUCCUCGGUACUGGAGGGGGUCGGAAGGACGCUCAAGGGGAGGGAUCUGCGCCGGGUUCGCAACGCCAUCUUGCAGAAAACAGGGUUUCUUGAUUGAUAGUGAGGAAAGUGCUUCCCCCUCUUAAAAAUUUUUGCUCUUUUGGUUGUGGCUUUAUUAUAUUUUGUGAUUUGGGGAAGAAUUGAGAAUAUUUUGUUGAACCGGGGAGAAUAAAUGAGCAUCUUUUGCCUCUUUGCGCAUUGGGUUC
This is a messenger RNA of Phoenix dactylifera (date palm), 977 nucleotides long. Its product is annotated as protein S40-7-like. Lineage: Eukaryota; Viridiplantae; Streptophyta; Magnoliopsida; Arecales; Arecaceae. The record is from RefSeq and is a predicted model, not a curated record.